Molecule: messenger RNA, 2406 nt
Organism: Cyprinodon variegatus (sheepshead minnow)
Lineage: Eukaryota; Metazoa; Chordata; Actinopteri; Cyprinodontiformes; Cyprinodontidae
Gene: zfand5a
Product: AN1-type zinc finger protein 5-like
Exons: 6
Coding region: 253-873 (206 amino acids)
Molecular function (GO): DNA binding; zinc ion binding
Source: RefSeq, a predicted model, not a curated record
CCAUCCAGCAGCAGAAGAAGGGGGACGGGAGACGGAGAGAGGAAGGAGGAAAAGGCAGGAGGCCCAGGAAGGGACGUUUAGACCCGUCUAAAUCCGCCUGACUGAGAGGACGACGACGCAGAAACGCUGCUAGAAGAAAAAGAAAAAAAAAAAAAAAACACCAAAUAACUUCAACCUUUUCCUGAAAAAGACAUCGUUUUUUUUUCUUCCCACGUCAUCUCGCGAGAAAAACCCAUCGAUUUUUCAGCAGCAAUGGCUCAAGAGACGAACCAGAGCCCGGUCCCCAUGCUUUGUGCCACAGGCUGUGGUUUCUACGGCAACCCACGAACCAAUGGCAUGUGCUCUGUUUGCUACAAGGAACACCUGACGCGACAGCAGAGCAGCGACCGCAUGAGCCCAAUGGGCUCCACUGCUAGUCCCAUCUCAGAGGCGUCAGCCAUCCAGAGACUAGAAGCCAGUCUAGCUAAGGUUGACGCCUCCCCUGCCUCCUCACCAGACAUGUCUAGCAGGACUGUUCAAGGAUCUCUUCCUGUAACCCAACAGAUGACAGAGAUGAGCAUCUCCAGGGAGGAUAAGUCCGAACUCCUAGAGCCUGUUGUAAGCCAGCCUGCUGCUUCUAGUCCUUCUCCUGUAGCUGCUUCCAGCAAUGAGGAAGGCAAAGGUGAAUCGGCCAAACCCAAGAAGAACCGGUGCUUCAUGUGCCGCAAAAGGGUUGGCCUUACAGGGUUUGAUUGUCGCUGCGGUAACCUGUUCUGCGGCAUCCAUCGAUACUCUGACAAGCACAACUGUCCCUAUGAUUACAAGGCCGAGGCUGCCGCCAAGAUCCGUAAAGAAAAUCCCGUGGUUGUGGCUGACAAGAUCCAGAGAAUAUAGGUUAAAAAACAAACAAAAAAACGAAAACAGUGUUGGAAAUGAGGAAAAAACAACGUUGAGAAAGACUGGAGGAUGAAUGAGAAACUUUGACAUGAGCGUGAAUGGUUAAAUCGAAAGGACUUGAUUUGCAAAAUGAUGAAAAAAGAAAAAAAAUCGAAAGACCCUGCCUGAGGGAGAUGCAUGAAUGAUCAUUUUUUUUUCUUUACAUUUUUGAUUAAUUCAUUAGAUUGUUUUAAUCCUUUUUUUUUUCUGUGGUGUGAAUUUGCCGCUAUUUUUUUUUUUUAUAUGUGUUUUAAUAAGAGCAGAUUAGGCACGAUGUUCAGGAUAUGCUGUGCUCCUCUCACCAGUUCCAGGUUGCAUUUUUGUGCCAAACAGCUAUUUUUACUAAACCCUUGAAUCAUCUGCACGCCUUGUCCUUCAAUCCUAAGAAAACUUCAGCGUCACCUUUCUCAAACCGGAGGAUUAUGUUUGUUUUUUACCUUCUCUCCUAGCUUUACCUACCUCAGAGCUGCUUUGUUGUCUUCCCUGUAUCUCAUCAUCACAUUGACCCUCCAGCCCGCCUGGGUUGACUUUUAUAGCUUGGUUGCUUUUCCAUUACACCCACAGAAAAUACUUUUUUUUUUUUUUCACCAAAUCUGAACAACGAACGUGACGUUAUAAGGACGAGUCCCGUCUCUGUGAUGGAUGGCCUGGUGCAGAGUGGCGAGCGCUAACGAGUGGCCGGACACUGCCAGCCGUUCCUGAUGAGCUGCAAUGUUUUUAAGGGGAAUAAAUGAGUGAAAUAAAUGCACGAACUGCUCUUCAUCUGCGUUAGUGUUUCAGAAGUAUCACUCGCCUUAGGGUUUUUGGGGCGUUUUUUUUAAAUUAGCAGAGACAAUUAUCUGUUUUUUUGGGGGGGGGGUUGUUUCUACAUACUGCCGUUGGCGCAUGGAUUCGGUGCAUUUGUGGAUUUUAUCUUUUUGGGGUUUUUAUGCGCUAACAGAACAGUCAUGUGAGCACAGUGUGUGUGUGUGUGUUAGUAUGUGGGGGUGCCCCCCGUCCACCCCACCCUUUCCCCACUGUCCUUUUUUAGCUGUGGAUCUACCCGGUUAAUCAGCACAUGUUUACAGAAGUACAGGAGCAUGCCAGAGCUAGAUUUAUAAAAAAAAAAAAAAACAUAGAAACUGAGAUUAGAUGUAACUUCUCAUCUGUCAAGCGAUUUAUACAUCUAUAGAGCGCCUGUGUGCAUUUGUGUGUGUGUGCAUGUGCACAUCCCAGUGCAAAAACCAACAAAGAAGUGCGUUUUCAUGACUGCCUGACACAUGUAUGUUUGUGACUUUAUUUCCCCCCCCCCCGUGAGGAUGUUUUUCAUUGAAAUAACCGCCUGAGUUUCUUUUUUUUUUUUUUUUUGACUUAGUUAUAUGCAAAUUUGUACAAAAAAGUGGAAAAAAAAAACAACAAACUGUGUUGAUAUUUAUGUAUUGCAUAUAAUCUUGCUAUCUAGCAUUACAACAGAAUAGUAUCAUGUAAAUAAAACUGUACAGAGAGACAUAA